GGCUUGCUGAUUGGGGAUGUAUUAUGGCUUUUGUUUGGAUCGAAACAUACAGAAAUUUCAGCUACUCAGAGGAGACACAUUGCAACUCCUGCUGAAGUCCCUAACCUUCUUCCCUUCUCUUCUGCCCCUUCCCCCUACCCUCACUUGGCUUGAAGAAAGUGUCCCUGAGGUUGGCCUCAUCCCUGGUGCUAUGUGCAAAGUGAAGUUGCCACUAUGGCCAUUACCAGGACUGGCUGCAAAGCUGCUGUAGGCUCUGGAUGCCACAAGGAAAGUACAGAGCAGUCCUAUUUAAAGGGGAAUUACACUGCAGGAAACGCACAAGGAGGGCAGCACCUGGAGUAAGUGGAUCAAGACUUCUCUGGUGUCAUUCCCCACUCGACCCAUGACAAUGACAGCAGCUGUUCCUCCGAGAGGCUGGAGCAUGAAGUGAAGACUCUAUUGCAGCCCUCAAGAUGAACUCCACCUUGGAGGGUAAUCAGACCAACCAUCCUUUUUGCCUUCUUGCAAUUAACUAUUUGGAGACUAUCAAUUUUUGCCUCUUGGAAGUAAUGAUAAUUAUUUUUUUAACUGUGCUGAUCAUUUCUGGCAACAUCAUUGUGAUUUUCGUUUUUCAUUGUGCACCUUUACUAAACCAUCACACUACAAGCUAUUUUAUCCAGACUAUGGCAUAUGCUGACCUCUUGGUGGGAGUGAGCUGCCUGGUCCCUUCCUUAUCAUUACUCCAUUAUCCCCUUCCAUUGGAGGAAUCCUUGACCUGCCAAGUCUUUGGCUAUGUGGUGUCAGUGCUAAAGAGUGUCUCUAUGACUUCUCUGGCCUGUAUCAGUAUUGACAGGUACAUAGCAAUCACCAAACCCUUGACCUAUAAUACAUUAGUCACACCCUGGAGACUCCGAAUUUGUAUUUUGGUGAUUUGGCUUUAUUCUACCCUGGUUUUCCUGCCUUCUUUCUUCCACUGGGGUAAACCUGGGUAUCAUGGAGAUGUAUAUCAGUGGUGUGCUGAAUCAUGGUCCACUGACCCUUACUUCACCCUCUUCAUUGUGAUGAUGCUCUAUGCCCCUGCAGCUUUCAUUGUGUGCUUUACCUACUUCAACAUUUUCCGCAUCUGCCAGCAGCAUACCAAAGAAAUUAGUGAAAGGCGAGCACGUUUCAGUAGCCAGAGUGGAGAAGCUGGGGAGGUACAGCCCUGCCCAGAUAAGCGCUAUGCCAUGGUCCUGUUCCGCAUCACCAGUGUCUUCUAUAUCCUCUGGCUGCCGUACAUCAUUUACUUCUUGUUAGAGAGUUCUGCUGGUUUCAGCAACCGCACUGCAUCCUUCUUGACGACCUGGCUUGCCAUUAGUAACAGCUUCUGCAACUGUGUCAUUUACAGUCUCUCAAAUAGCGUUUUUCAGAAGGGGCUGAAGAGACUCUCAGGGGCUGUAUGUACCUUCUGUGUAAAGCCAACAACAGCCAAGGACCCUUGUCCUUCUAAGAGCAAAGGACCCCCUAAUGGAUGCCAUGUCUGAAAUAGCUCUCAGCAUGUCUGUGUUACUGGGUGUUUUUCUUUCCAAGUAUUUCUUAGUCAGUUAGGAAAUUUGGAACAAAAAUCACAUCAACUUAACUUCUGUGUUUAAAACGAGAUUUUUUUGAGUAGUGUUUUUGGGCCAUAAGAAUUAAAACAAUGAAUGUAAAUUGUUGGAUCCAAUUUUUGAAAUGUCAAGGAAGUUAUUCUGGUUUUCAAACAAAUCAUGCCAUGUCAAGUACUUCUCUGUGGCUGGCAUGACUGCAUCUGGAUACAGGGUAGCUUCAUCAUCGAGGAAGAGUCUUCAUUUUGUACAGCUUUACUGUGUUCUUUCCAGCUAUUUAUGUAACUUGUGUAAAUGGUUUCUAUGGACAAAGAAUGUCCGACUGUGGCAGUGAAUUCUAGGAAUCCUUAUGUUUGCCAAAGCAUAACUUCACUGCACAUUUCAACACUGUCAAUUGGGCCAAGGUAGGGAGAGUGGCAGAUUUUUAUGUCUCUCCUCCCUGGAGAGACAGCUCUCCAUAGACUGAAUAAUGUGAACUCUUGAAUAUUAACUUUAUAAAUUUGCAAUGAGCCAUGCAAUAAUCAUACAAUCAAGUCAUGAGGUUGAUAGGAAUCUGAUCUAGCCUCAGCACUGUGCCCUGCUUCACAGCUCUCUAAAGAAACGUUGUGCAGGGGUGUGAUUUAAUUUACAGGAUUUGACACGUGUGUGUGUGUGUGUGUGUGUGUGUGUGUGUGUGUGGUGAAUGUUUGAAUUCAGCCAAAUAUAUCUAUUAAAAUAAAAUGUAUUUUAAUAAGCUAAGAAACAGUUAUCUUUAAUGACAUAAUUGUGGCUGCAGUUUGGAUCAUGUUGUUAAGUAACGAAUGUGUUGUUAAAUCUUAUCAGAAAUGAUACUUGUCUUGCUCAUUUUAUCCAAAGACUUCUGAGACCUUAUCUAUUGGAACAUCAGGGAAAAGAACAGAGACUGAGGGAAAGAAAAUACUGUGUCUUAGGCUAGAGAGUUAAAAAGAACUGAAAGAAUCUAUUUGAGGCUUAUUUUUGGUCAUGAUUAAACAGAAUCAGUGAAUACAGCAGCAGCUAAUUCUUUUUUGGAAAUGCUUCUGUUGCUAGUUAAAUAAUAACCUAAAUGUUCAUUUUGGGAAAAUGAUGUUAAGGAAUUCUCAUUUGAAAAAAAAAAAAAGGAGAGUUAC
Molecule: messenger RNA, 2689 nt
Organism: Vombatus ursinus (common wombat)
Lineage: Eukaryota; Metazoa; Chordata; Mammalia; Diprotodontia; Vombatidae
Product: probable G-protein coupled receptor 21
Exons: 2
Coding region: 453-1502 (349 amino acids)
Biological process (GO): G protein-coupled receptor signaling pathway
Cellular component (GO): membrane
Molecular function (GO): G protein-coupled receptor activity
Source: RefSeq, a predicted model, not a curated record